This is a messenger RNA of Pezoporus flaviventris, 3625 nucleotides long. RefSeq names its product collagen alpha-1(III) chain-like. Lineage: Eukaryota; Metazoa; Chordata; Aves; Psittaciformes; Psittacidae. Gene Ontology annotation, biological process: nervous system development. The record is from RefSeq and is a predicted model, not a curated record. The coding region runs from base 87 to 3119 and encodes 1010 amino acids. The transcript has 11 exons.
CCGGGCCGGGGGCUGCGGCUGCCGGCGCCUCCGCCCCUCCGCAGCGGGGACGGGCGGGGGCUUCCUGCGGCCGCUUCGGCAGCGCCAUGGAGCGGCUCCGGCUCCCGCCGCUCUUGGCCGCCGCAGUGAUCGUGGGAUGCUGUGCACGGCUCUGCCCCUGUCUGACCACCGAGAUGGGCCCCACACCCGUCACUGCCGUCUCCUGCUCCCACCCGGGCACCGCGACGGGGGCGGGCUGCCCCACAGAUCCGGAGCGAGGAGCUGAGGUGGGGCAGGCACCGACACCGGAGGCCGUGGGGCGGCUGCGGACAGGGGCUGAGCUGCUGCCGUUCUCUGGGACCCCCACCGGGGCCGCCGAGACCCCCGGCCCCCGGCGGAGCCCCGCAGGCCCCUGGGCAGGCAGGGACGGAGCAGCCGCCCCCCGGCUCCCCGCGGGCAGCGAGAGCCCAGGGGGGAGCAGCGCAGGGGCCCCGGGAGCUGAGGAACCCAACUCGGCUCCUGCCACCGGGCACCCCCCCGGGACUCACCCUGUAGGAAACGCCGUGUCUGAAGGUGCCACGGCCGCACCGGGGGCACGCUCGCGUUCACCAUCCCCUACAACGGUGCCCAGCUCUGCCGAGGGGCAGGGGGGGUCCCCCGGCGCCCUGCCGGGAUGGAGCCCCACGGGCACAGCUCUCGUGCAGAGCCAGGGGGGCUCACACAGGCCCUCACCCCCUGAGCUGGCGAUGGGGGAGGACGCGGGUGCCACCGUCCCGCUGGGUGACCCCGGGCCAGGGCCCCGGCCGAGCAUCGCGGUGGCCACCGACAGCCCAGAGCCGGGGACAGGCGGGACAUCGCCCUUCGCGGGGGGGACGCAGAGGCUGCUGACCCCCACCGGGACACCGGGAGGGGCACCGGGGCUGGCCGGGGGCCGGGGCUCUGCCUCCCACCCGCCGCCAGUGAUGGAUGUCUCAUGGCAGGGGCCCGGCGCUGCCCCGCGCCCCUCUCUGCCGCCGCUGGGCGCUGAUGACCCCGUGUCCAGGGCAGCCGCGGGGACGGGCCCGGCCUCGCUGCCCGCUGCAGGCACCGGACCGGGUCUGCCCGGCCCCGCCAGCCCAGGGGUGACAUCGCCCGGCCCGGGGGCACCCCUGGACCCGACUGCAGCGCUCUCAGGGGCACCCGACACGGAGGGUCCCGCUGGGCACGGCCGCGUCCCCCUGCACCAGACCCGGCCCCCGGGGCUGCCCCUCACUCCCAUGGCCCCGGGCAGAGCGGUGCAGAGCCGGGGGCUGUUCCCCAGCCCGGGUCACCCCCGAGCACCUCCAGCCCCGUCGGCUGCCCCAGCCGGCAGCGCCGCUGUGCCCACAACCCCGCUGCCCUCCCCAGGGACCCGCUGGGGUGUCUUGGGGCUCAGCCCCACAGCGGGCACCCCCCCAGCCCCAGGGCUCUGGCUGCCCCACGCCAGCUUUGGUGGGGAUGCUACAGAGACGCCUCAGGUCCUGGGGGCGGACCCGGUGGAGGGGAGUGAUGCCGGGCCCUGGGCAGUGACUGCCCCACUGAGCUGGGAGCCGGGCAGCCUGGACCCCCCCUCAGCCUCUGGGACCACGCAGACGCUGGCUCCAUCCCAGCCUGAGACUUCCCUGGGAUCAACCACUGCUAUCAGCAUCACCGCCACCACUGUCACCGUCACCAUCACAACCACCACCACUGCCAGCCCAGCACUGCUCAGGGAUGUGGGGACCAUCGCGCCAGAGCCCAGUGCUGCUGUGCUGCAGAGGGAUGCGGUGGGGGUGACUCAUCUGCCCACCGUGACGCCAGGGCCCCUGCAGCAGCCCAGCGACUCCCCGGGAACCCUGGGCCACAGUGGGGGCCCCGGGUCCCCCACGGCUGCAGGGGACCCAGACCUGGUCCAGCCAUCGAGUGACCCCAGAGGACAUCCGGAUGCUGACACCCCCCGAGCGCCGCCGGCUGUGACGGGCAGAGCCCCCCAGGUGUUCAUUGUGGAGGAUCAACGGCCGCUGCUGAGAGCCUCCGUCCUGCGCGUCCCCUGUGAGCUGGUGCUGGAUAUGGGGUUCAGCCCCACGCUGCAGGACCCCGCGUCCCGUGAGCACCAGGCGCUGCUGCACAGCUUCAACCGGACGGUCACGCCACUCUUCGCGCCCCUGCCCGGCUUCCUGCGGCUGGAGGUGACGCGGGUCAGGGAGGGCACCGUGGUGCUGGAGUACGAGGCACUGUUCACGGCGGAGCACGUGCGGGUGCCGGGGCUGGGCACGAUGCUCAGCACCACGCUGGGCUCCGGCAGCGCUCGGCCGGGGCUGGCGAUGGGCACCGCAUCCAUCCUGCGCCACACGGCUCUGGAGCUGGAUCCCUGCGCUGCACUGUUCAUGUGCCAGCCUGGCUUUGCCUGCGUGCCCGGUGCGGAUGGGAACGCCACGUGCACGUCCCUCUGCCACCGCGACUACUGCAAGAACCAUGGCAUCUGCGCUCACCCGCGGGACCGUGGCCCCCUCUGCCAGUGCCCCGUGGGCAGUGACUUCUGGUUCAUGGGGCUGCGCUGUGAUCACCGGGUGACGCAGCAGAGCCUGCUGGGCAUGGCCGCGGGCGUCCUGCUCAGCAUCCUCCUCCUGGGCGCCGUCAUCGCCGCCGUCGCCGUGCGCAGGUUCAAAGUGCUGCUGAUGGAGGCCAGGGCUGACCAGACCCGCAGCAGCUACCGCCGGUUCUGCCGCCUGGACGACGUCUCUGCCCAGUACUGGUCGCGGUCCCGGCUGCCCUCGGCCAGCUCCCUCGACAACCCCGCCUUCAGCCCCUCGGAGGAGCUGCUCCACCUCCAGGCCCUGGACCACGGCUGCUGCGGCUGCCGGGAGGACCCGGGCAUCGCCGCCAAGCAGCGCCCAGCGCCGGGCCGGGCCAGUUUCCAUUACGAGUGGGACACGAGCUCCGGCAGCAUGAACGAGCCCAUGGUGGACUCGGGCAAAGCCAGCGACAUCUCCGUGUCGAGCUGGCCCAUGGAGCCCAUCCAGUGGACACCCUUUCCCCUCCUCCAUCAGCUUUCCAGGCAGCGGCCGCACAAAGCCCGACGGCCCCGUUCGUACUGCGAGGGGAUGGAGCUGGUCAACCUGGAGCGGAGCUGGACGGCCUGACACCCACAGCCCAACAGAGAGGCCACAAGGUUCAGCUUUUGGAACCAACCACAUUUUAUUUCCACGUAACGAGCUCAGUGAAGGGAUUUCAAACACUUUGACAAUACAAUCGACGCGGGGCGAUGUCAGUUCCACCCGAGGCAGAGGCCCCCGAGCUGCUCUGCCAACGUUUUGGACCAGACUCCAGCAGCCAGCUUUGGCUUGGGACAGCGCAUUGCAGUGUAAGUAGUUACAGAGAAGUGUCUGGUACCACACAAUGCUGGCAUCCAACAGAGUUAAUGACUUACAUCCGGCAAGUGGAAAGGAAAGUCUAACAGAUUCUGAAGUCACAUCACUAUGUACAUACAGGGUCUGCCCUACAGCCGCUCCAGAACAAGCUAAGCCACUGUGAAGAGUGAGAGACAAAUUAAGCGCUGCUGCAUUGUUCGUCAUGAUUCAUGUAAAUGAGGUAUAAACACCAGGAUGUUUUAAGCAUUAAAGUUUAUUUUCCAAAAUGCUCUCCUUUA